AUGGCACCUGAAAACCACAUCGGUCAACGGCUGUCUUACGAUGGUGCGCUUUGCACAGUUCGCUACGUCGGCGCCGUCACCGGCACGUCAGGCACCUGGCUCGGCGUAGAAUGGGAUGACACGGGACGAGGAAAGCAUGACGGCCAGCAUAAGGACGUCAGAUAUUUCACAUGCCUCUCAAAAUCUCCCACCGCCGCUUCAUUUGUGCGCCCGACCCGCCCCGCUGACGCGCCGCAGAGUUUCGUGGCAGCUCUGAACGGCAAAUAUGCCUCUGAGCAGGCGGCGGAGCGCGAGCCCGAGAUCCAGAUCGUCUUUUUCGGGAAGAAGCCGGCAGAAGAGGUCGGCUUCGACAAGAUUCGUCGCCAGCUCGCGCGCGUUGAGGACCUCACUAUCGUGAUUCUCGAUGGGACGCGGAUUGCCAUUGACGUGGCACCUGAGGAUAAGAGCGUCAAAGAAACGAGUCCGCUGGUCACGGAGCUCGAUUUGAGCAGAAAUUUGUUCGAAGAGUUCCGACAAGUCGUCCGUAUCUGUCGAGAGCUGGAAGAUCUGAGGAGUCUGAGACUCAAUGGCAAUCGCUUCCGAGUCAUCGAAGAUGACGAGACCAAAGCCUUUGUGAAGGUCAACGACCUGGAGCUUGAGGAAACGUUGUUAGACUGGGGGUCUCUGUCUGGACUCGCCCGCAAGUUCCCCUCUUUGUCAUCGUUGAGCUGCAGUCUCAACCAGCUCUCCACGCUCCCGACCGUACCGUUCGGUCACCUCAGCGACACCUUAACGACUUUGGAUCUGGAGUUCAACGAGUUUACUUCUCUCGCAGACCUGUCUGCCCUGUCGUCUCUGACGUCUCUGCGUAAUCUCCAUCUCAAGGGCAACAACAUAUCUACGAUUUCUCCUACGUCCGUUCCGGCCCCUGUCUUCCCUGAGAGCCUGCAGUAUCUGGAUGUAUCUUACAACGCUGUAACAAGCUGGUCCUUUAUUGACGCCCUACCGGCAUCGUUUCCGGGUCUGAAUGCUCUCCGCUUCGCCCACAACCCUAUCUACGAACGCCCUGAUCCCGAAACCCAAGGCGGAGGCAAUCAGACAAAGUCUACCGAUGAGGCCUACAUGCUCACCAUCGGCCGACUGGGCUGUCUCAAGGCCCUCAACUUCACCACGAUCUCGACCUCAGACCGCUCCAACGCCGAAAUGUUCUAUCUUUCACGCAUCGCAAAGCAGCUCGCCUCCGUCCCCGAGGCCGCUGAGCCCGAGGUCCUUGCACAGCACGCCCGAUACGCUGAGCUUUGCACCAUCUAUGGCGCUCCUGACGUUAUUCGCCGCGACGAAAUCAACCCUUCCUAUCUAGAGGCACGCCUGAUCACGGUUCACUUUCAUUAUCCGCACACCACUGCAAACAAAACCAAAACUACCCACCUGCCAAAAUCGUCCGACAUCUACGCCGUCAAGGGUACUGCAGGCAGGUUGUUUGGUAAGGAUCCACUCAGCCUGCGCUUGGUUUGGGAGACGGGCGAGUGGGACCCCGUGGCUGGGUUCGAUGAAGACGAGGAGGCGGAUGACAGCAGCGACGAAGAGGAUGCUGCUGGCGCAAUUGCGAGGAGCGGUGAGGAGGAAACAGGCACGGCGCAAGAGUGCAAGGGCGGAAGAUGGGUCAAAAGGGAAGUUGAGCUCAAGGAUGGGCCUAGACAAUUAGGCUUCUGCGUAGACGGGUUGGAUGUCAAGAUCCGGGUGGAAGACAGGUAA
This is a messenger RNA of Colletotrichum chrysophilum, 1734 nucleotides long. RefSeq lists its product as uncharacterized. The coding region runs from base 1 to 1734 and encodes 577 amino acids. The record is from RefSeq and is a predicted model, not a curated record. Gene Ontology annotation, cellular component: cytoplasm. Gene Ontology annotation, molecular function: protein binding. The transcript has 3 exons. Lineage: Eukaryota; Fungi; Ascomycota; Sordariomycetes; Glomerellales; Glomerellaceae.